CUGACCACCAUUACCCGCAGCGAAGUUGUUGCGGUGGUGAUUGCUCAAGGCGGCGAGACGCACGCUCCUUCGCUGGCCGCCGCCGGGGCCGAUAGAGUUCUGAUCAUAGACAAUUCCUCUCUCGGGCCGGUUUGCGGCCGGGCGGUAGGCAACGUCCUGGCAGGGGCCGUGGAACGCGAGACACCUUACGCCAUCCUGUUUGCCUCCACCGCCGACGGCCGGGACCUCGCUUCCCGAUUGGCCGCUCGCUUGAGCCUGGGCCUGACCGGAGACGCCAUAGACCUGGAAAUCGACGACGAGGGGCAGCUGGUACAGCUAAAGCCAGCCCUCGGCGGUAACGUCGUCGCUCCCAUCCUGUCCAAGACCCUGCCCAACCUCGUCACGUUGCGCCCCGGCCUCCUCACCCCCGCUAGCCCUUCACGGGCUCCGAUGUUCGCCUCAUCAGGGAGGAAUUUCAGGAAGACACAGAAAGGGCGCGAUCUCGCCCGCGCACGGGUCGUGGUCGGUCUGGGCAUGGGGGUUGGCGAAGACGAAGUUGCCGGUUUAGUUGAGGUGGCUCGCUCGCUGGGCGCUUCUGUCGCCACUACGCGCGACGUCGUGCACGCCGGAUGGCUGCCCCAGCAGUUGCAGGUGGGGAUCAGCGGACGCAGCAUCGCUCCGACGGUUUACAUCGCCGUUGGAAUUCGAGGAGCGUUCAACCACACUGUGGGCCUGCAGCGGGCCGGCAUCAUUGUGGCGAUCAACCAGAACCGCCGCGCCACCAUCUUCCGGUCUGCCGACUUCGGAGUCAUCGGCACUUGGCAGGAAUUCUUGCCGCCACUGAUCAAUGAGCUACGCCCCGUGCUGGCAUCACUCACCUCAGGCUGA
Molecule: messenger RNA, 867 nt
Organism: Geodia barretti
Lineage: Eukaryota; Metazoa; Porifera; Demospongiae; Tetractinellida; Geodiidae
Source: the annotation of a GenBank genome assembly